Penicillium salamii is the source of this 1554-nucleotide messenger RNA. NCBI's taxonomy places the organism in Eukaryota, Fungi, Ascomycota, Eurotiomycetes, Eurotiales, Aspergillaceae. The record is from the annotation of a GenBank genome assembly.
AUGGAUGUGAUGGGGCCAGCCUCUGAUGCUGAGCAUUCUGCACAUGCAGAGCGAAAGGAGGUUGACUUGUUGGUCACUUUUGAUCCCGAAACGAGCCCGGUAUGCUCCUAUAGCUUGUCACUCGCUCGCAAAUGGCUUAUCGUGAUAAUUAUUUGUACGGCAACUGUAUGCGUGACCUGCACCAGCUCCAUUUACACAACAACAUAUGCUCAAAUGGAUGCGGAGUUCAACACCAGCCGCCUGCUCUCAACUAUCGGGCUCUCGGUAUUCGUCCUCGGCAUUUCUAUGGGGCCGUUGCUCACGAGCCCUCUGAGUGAAUGGUUUGGCCGAAAGCCCAUUUACCUGGUUGCUUGGUCAUUUUUCAUCGUUUGGAACAUCCCACCUGCCGUUGCACGAAAUAUUCAAACAAUAAUUAUUGCUCGAUUCUUCACUGGGUUCACUGGUGGCACUUUCUUGGCCGUUGCGGGCGGCACUGUGAGAGAUCUUUUCUCGGAUCACAGCAUUCAGAAACCGAUGGCACUUGUUUCGGCAGCACCUUUCAUCGGCCCUUGUUUCGGUCCUUUGAUCGGUGGCUUCAUUAACUUCAACACUCAUUGGAGGUGGACAUACUAUUUUGUGAUCAUUUGGUCGGUUGUUCUGCUUGUGUUGAUAUCAGUCUUCACGCCAGAAACUUACCAUCCAGCCAAGCUACAAUCCGCAGCUAAGAAACUUCGCAAAAGGACUGGAAAUAAUCGAUAUCAGGCUGCUGUGAAUCACGGCAACCAAAGCAAAGGACGAAUGCUUCUUAUCUCCCUUCUACGGCCAUUCCAGCUCCUCUUCUUGGAACCCAUGUGUCUUUGCUUGAGUCUUUACUCGGCUCUUCUUUUAGGAAUUCUGUACCUCUUCUUUGGUGCUUUCCCGCUCGUCUUCCAAACACAAUAUGGCAUGAAUCUUUGGCAAAUCGGUCUAACAUUCUUGGGAAUUAUCAUUGGAAUGAUUGCCGCGGCAUUAAGUACACCAGUGUGGAUCAAGGUCCGCCAGCAUCUGUUGAAUAAGUCAAAAGAAGGGGCUGGAGUGCGAUGUCCGGAAUACCGGCUGCCUCCAGCUAUACUGGGUGGGUUCUUGACUCCAAUCGGACUAUUUUGGUUUGGCUGGACGACUCGACCCGACAUUCAUUGGAUUGUACCUAUUUUGGGCUCUGGGGUUUUUGGAUUGGGAAAUCUGUUGACUUUCAUGGGGAUCUUCACAUUUCUUGUAAGUCAAUAUGUUGGAGUUACAACUUGUUCUUCCUGGAUUUCAAAGCAGGGGCAGUCUCAACUGACACAAAUAAUCCCAAAACAGGUUGAUGCCUAUCCACAGUAUGCUGCAUCUGCACUCGCCGCUAAUGGAUUUGCAAGAAGUUCAUUUGCUGCCGCCUUCCCUCUUUUUGGUAUUCAGUUAUACCAGGGUCUCGGGUAUCAAUGGGCAACUAGUCUGCUCGCAUUCUUGACAGUUGCGAUGAUGCCAUUUCCGUGCAUCUUUUUCAUUUAUGGAAAAGCCAUUCGAGGAAAGAGCAGAUUUGCAACUGCCAGCUGA